CAUGGCCAACAAGUACCUUGCGGUGUUGCUGCCCAUCCUCAUCUGCCUGGCGGGGCUCAUAGGCAUCCUGCUGGUCUCCCUUCCGGCCAGGGACGUUGGGGAGAACCCAAAGUACAAGUAUGGAGUCGUGCUGGACGCCGGUUCCUCGCACACAGCGCUGUUCGUAUACAAGUGGCCGGCGGAUAAAGAGAACGACACGGGAAUUGUGAGUGAGCACAGCAUGUGUGACGUGCAGGGCCCUGGGAUCUCUAGCUACUGGCAGGACCCCCCUAAGGCAGGGAAGAGCCUGGAGGUCUGUUUGAACCAAGCGGUGAGGGAUGUCCCAUCGAACAGACACGCCCUGACUCCCAUCUACCUGGGGGCCACCGCCGGGAUGAGGCUGCUCAACUGGACCGACCCAGUUUCCUCUGACAAAGUCCUGGCCGCCGUCAGCGCCACCAUCAAGUCCUACCCGUUCAACUUCCGCGGGGCCAGAAUCCUAUCGGGGCAGGAUGAAGGGGUAUUUGGUUGGGUCACGGCGAAUUACCUGCUGGAGAAGUUCAUUAAGUACAACUGGAUUGGACAGUGGUUUCAGCCCCGGAAGGGGACGCUGGGCGCCAUGGAUCUGGGCGGAGCUUCUACUCAGAUCACCUUCGAGACGGCGGAUACAAUCGAGAAUCCGGAGGACGAGGUGACUCUGCGGCUCUACGGGCAGUCGUACCGGGUGUAUACCCACAGCUUCCCGUGCUACGGGCGCGACCAGGUCCUCAUGAGAAUCUUCUCCAAAGUCAUCAUGUCGCAGGGAUACAAAGCAAAGGUGGAUAAUCCCUGUUGGCCGACUGGUUACUCCGAGACAAUGCCGCUCUCCAGCGUCUACGAAUCGCCUUGCACAGCCAAUGAGAGGCCCAAUGGGUAUAACCCGGCGACUCCGGUGACCAUGACGGGUACAGGGAAUGCCGCCCAGUGCCGGAAGCAUGUGGAAUCCUUAUUCCAGUUCUCCAGCUGCAGCUUCACCUCCUGCUCCUUCGACAGCGUCUUCCAGCCCAACGUCACCGGGAAUUUCAUCGCCUUUUCGGCUUUCUUCUACACGGUGGACUUCAUAAAGAACGUGAUGAAGAUGCCGGUGAACAGCAUAGCCGACCUGGACAAUGCGACCAACACCAUCUGUAGCUCCACGUGGGAUCAGCUCAAGGCUAAGGCCCCCACCCUGGAGAAGCUCCUUAAUAGUUACUGCCCCACCGCCAACUUCAUCUACGAGAUCAUCAGCCGCGGCUACAAAUUCACCGAGGAUUCCUUCCCCAACAUCUCCUUCCAGAAGAAGGCCGGCGACACCUCCAUCGGUUGGGCGCUCGGUUACAUGCUGAACCUCAGCAACAUGAUCCCGGCGGAGAAGCCCUCCAUCCUGAAAGCCAUUGACAUCAGCUCCUGGGCGGGCGUCAUCUUCCUCUUCCUCCUGGUCAUCCUGCUGUCCCUCGCCCUCCUCUGCACCUUCAUCCGCUUCAAUAAGGGCGACCAAAGCCUUUGAUUGGCGCCUCAAUGGACCAAUUAGACCUUAGGCCUGGCUGGUUUAGGAAGGUGGAGGGGCUCUAGUGAAAUGUACCCACAACGUCUCAGGGCAAAUACCUUAUUUUUGGGGGGCAAUUGAUAACCUCAGCUUCUAAAUCAUGGCUUCUCUUAGCCUUCGGGGGGGGGGGCACCUGUGUAUUUUAUUCUUCUUCCAUUCCAAACCAUUCAUCUUCCAGCUGCAGCUUAGCUCUACUCUAUGGUCUUGUCCUACUGCAACAGAAGGGAUUAUUCGCCGCCAACAGGGGAACGGCGGUACUGCAAGUCUGUUACGCUUACAUUGUAGAUAUCUCGGCCCCAAGCUAUCGCUAUAUCUCAACCCAAAAAUGAUGAUUGGGGGUCCAAGGGGGCUGGGGGGGUCGGUGUGCAAUAUAAAAAGGGACUUUGGCUCCAAGGAAAACACUGUUACUUGAUAGCUGGUAGGGCAAUGUCGGCCAUUACUGGUUUUGUAAUUAAGGAUAGAUGGUUAUACUGGUUCUCUAGCAGCCUGUGGGGGUUUACAGGGUAGGAAUAACCUUGCGUCAGCCAUUUUGUUGGUCUGUAUGGGUGCAGUGUUCACUGGUGCCACUAGGUGUCACUGCACUCACUACAAAAAAAACCCGACCUGCCCACGACUGAUAUAUAUGCGCAAACUGUGCCCAACCAGAUGUUGUGUAUCCCAGAAUGCACCGGGAGGAUAAAGCGCAAUAAAGGGCGACAGUUACCCUGUUUAUUAGCCGUAGCCGUGUCCUACAAGCCAAAAGGCACCCAACAAUUUGUUUACAAGGAUGAAGGAAACCGAUGCAUUUGCUGUGAAAUCAAGUAGGUUGUCACAACAAAAAGAAAAGACUUAAUGAAAAUAAAGUGUAUUCGGCCCGU
Messenger RNA from Xenopus tropicalis (tropical clawed frog), 2400 nucleotides. RefSeq names its product ectonucleoside triphosphate diphosphohydrolase 2 (gene entpd2). Gene Ontology annotation, molecular function: apyrase activity; hydrolase activity. NCBI's taxonomy places the organism in Eukaryota, Metazoa, Chordata, Amphibia, Anura, Pipidae. The record is from RefSeq and is marked provisional. Gene Ontology annotation, cellular component: membrane; endomembrane system.